This is a messenger RNA of Sus scrofa (pig), 3066 nucleotides long. The record is from RefSeq and is a predicted model, not a curated record. Lineage: Eukaryota; Metazoa; Chordata; Mammalia; Artiodactyla; Suidae.
GGGCGCGAGUGCACGGACGCCCGGGGCCAAGCGUGCGCAGAACGGUUCGAGGUGCGCGGCGAGGCCCGGAGCGCGCGUGCGCGGGCCGGCGCGCGCGUCUCCUCCCCCGCCCCCACCUGGCUGAGACGGCGGCACAAUGGCGGCGCCCGUGGCCCCUCCACGUCCCGUCACCCACCUGCUCUUUGACAUGGACGGCCUCCUGCUGGCCUGCCUGCCGCCUGUGUCUCGGGAACCUUACGCUCACAAAGGGAGCCAGGACUGCCACAUCGCCAGAUCCACUUGGCGCCUUUUCUUCUGUUUCCAGAACGUUCUGCCUCACGAGCUGCUGCUCCACGACCUGCGGGGGUCUGUCUCCUUGGCUUUGCUGCCCAGCCCUCCGUGGAUCCUCUCUGCUUCUAGUUGGGGUCCUGGAUUUGGCCCGGGACCCGUUCUCUCAAGAUCUCCCGGGGACGCAGGGCCUCUUGCUCUAAGGCCCCUUGGCCGCCGAGGACACCCUCGCCUCUCCUUGAGCGCCAUCCACACGGAGAAGACUCUGCCCCCGCCCAGAGCUCUCUGUGCUGUCCUGCUGUCCCUGGGACCCACCCUCGGCGAGGCCGCCUUCCCGUCCUCCAGUCCUGCCCUGCCCCCUGCCCGCAUUCCAGUACCGCUUCCUCAAUAUUCCAGGUCGUGUCUGUGUUGUUCCAGCUGCUGCUGGCCUUCCCCAGACCCUGAGCCUUCAUUCACCCUCAUGCAAUAAGAGUUCAUAUUUGGAGAGAGCCUUCGCCGUGUGCUCACUGCUGCCCGUGUCGCUGUAGUGCAACACCUUUCUUGCCGCCUUUGCCCAUUUUGCAGAUGAGCCAGCUGAGGUCUCCUGAGCUCUAGUGACUUCACUUCACAGGCAGAGAUUGACAGGUGUCUCACGGCUGGAGACAAGGAGGCAGCAGUUCACCAGACCUGGGUGUUCUCAGGGGUGGUUCUGUCGCUGCCAGGAACGUGGUGGCCGUUGUUGACUUUGGGUGCUCACGUGGGCGAGACCGCACACAGUUCUGGGCCCGGUGUGUGCGGGUGAAGAAGGCUUUGCCGAGAGAGCGCCCCUCACCUGGGCUUUGUCCCUAGAACACACCCGCAUUCCUCUGGCAGAGGAUCCAGGCAUAAGCUGCUCCCUACAUACUUUGCAGGAGAACGGGCGUUGGUGCAGAUGGAGGUAGCCCUGCACCCUGCCUGUCGUGCAUCCAUCCGACGCCCUCUCCUGUGCUGGGUCCCGUGGGUGUGUGCACGUGGAUGUGGUCGUCACGCAAGCACCUCUGCCAUCUCUGCGUCUGCCGGGAGCCGCCUGAUGCAUGCCCCAUCUCAGCGCUCAUCUUGUUAAACCAGUCCCAGGGCAGCCUGAUAAGAGCAUUGAGAGUCGCCUCCUGGGUCAGCCAGGCCGGCCACCCAAGGAGUUCAUGUGGCUGCCAGCUGCCACUCUGGAGGCGGGUCCGUCCGGGCGGGCGGCUCCUGAAGGCUGGAGAUAGAGCCUUAGGUUCAGAGGGACUUAAGUAGGGUGCCAUAGCCUGGAUCCAGUAGGGCUGUUGAGGAGAGCGCGGUGUUCAGGGCCCGACUCUGCUUUGUGAGUCCCUCGGCUCUCCAGGUGCCGGGCCAGGAUGCCACAUGCAGGGAUACCGCGUGGGCGAUCCCCGGGACGACAGGCAGGGGCGCCCCGGGCUGCGUGCUGUGGGAGGCACUUUCCAUCCUCCUGCCAUGUCACCCUUCUGCUGGGCUGACCCAGUUUCCCUGGGCGUGGGGUGGGGAGAGGAAGUGGGCCACGCUCCAGCGUGCCUCCCGGAAGACCGGACAUACCCUAAGCCUCGUGGCAGGGCUGUAGGCGUUGAUGGGGUGGAUGCAGAAGGGCUGUGGAGAUUCCAGGCAGACGGGUGCUGUGGGCCAAGCUGAGUGCUGGGGAAGAGGCUGCUGGCUCGGUGAAAGAGGUCUCCGGGAGGGGACUGGGCUUGUGAGCCGUGUGCCAGGCUCAGGAACGUAGACUUGACCUCCUGGCCAUGGCGCAGCCUCGUCAGCAGGGCUGCUGUCGAAAAGCAGUAUUGGCGCCGGACGCUGGCUAGGGGGCUGUUGCCAGUGUCCAGGGAGAUGAGGUCAGGCCUGGCUCAGUUUCUUAGGGCUGCUGCAGCACGUUACCACAGACCAGGCUGAAAGCCACAGACGCUGACUUUCUUUCAGUUCUGGAGGUCACAGGGCCAAAAUCGGGAUGGGGGAGGGCCCCACCCCCCUCAGGGGCUCCAGGGGAGGGUCUCUCCCAGGGUCUUGCAGGUUCUGGGGGCUCCAGGCAGCCCUGGGCUCGUGGCCGCCUCCCUCCCGUCUGCUUCCAUCUUCAGUGGCUUCUCUGUGGGACUUAAGAGCCACCUGGGUAAUGCAGGAUGAUGUCUCCAGAUUCUCAACCUAAUCCCUCUGCAAAGACCCUCUUCCAGUAGGUCCCGUUCGCAGGUGCCAGGAGAGUAGCAGAUGGGUGUAGCCUUGGGGGCCCCCCAUGUACCCCCUACAGGGACAAGUGGGGGCAGGAGCCAAGAGCGGAGGCUUGGUACUCAGCCUGCCUGCUGGCCAGCCUGGUCUGGAGGGACUGGGCGAAAGAGGUGGCUAAACCUCCCCCACUGGGCUCCUUCUGAAGGAAGGGGUGAGGCUUCGGGACAUGGAUGGGUUCAGUUUAGUGAUGGGCACGGGCACAGAUUGCGUUUCAGCCACCUGAGCCUUGGGGUCGACGUCACGCAUGGCAACUACCCUGGUUCCCCAUGGAAAACAGACAGAGGGCUUGGUGUUCUCACCGUGCUGAGAAGACGGGCACACUUGGCCAUCCUGUUGGACACGCCUUUGGACGGCAUCAGCACAUCCAAAGAAGACAGGAGACCUUUCCGUUUACGUUUGGAGGUCCCUCUCCCCACAUGGACAGGCACGCUGGUCCAGGUGGAGAGUGCGUCCAGGAAAUCAGGAUGUAGAAAUUUAGCUGUUUUGUUUUGUUUUGUUUUUUAGGGACGCUCCAGCGGCAUAUGGAGGUUCCCAGGCAAGGGGUCCAAUUGGAGCUAUAGCUGCCAGCCUACA